Molecule: messenger RNA, 868 nt
Organism: Musa acuminata AAA Group (dessert banana)
Lineage: Eukaryota; Viridiplantae; Streptophyta; Magnoliopsida; Zingiberales; Musaceae
Product: protein LURP-one-related 8-like
Exons: 2
Coding region: 36-626 (196 amino acids)
Source: RefSeq, a predicted model, not a curated record
CUGCGGCUGCCCAGUCCUCGCUUCGGAUCCCGGCGAUGACGAAGGUCCACCCGAACGCGUCCUCCGGCGGAUGCGAGGCGGCGGCGCUGACGGUUUGGCGGAAGUCGCUACUCUUCCACGGCGACGGGUUCACCGUCUUCGACGCGAAGGGGAAUCUUGUGUUUCGAGUCGACAACUAUGCCUCCGGGAGUAAAGGGGAGAUCGUCCUCAUGGAGGCCGACGGGAAGCCUCUGUUAACGAUUCGAAGGAAGAAGCUUAGUCUGGGAGAACACUGGCUGAUCUACCAAGGGGAGGAGGUGGCCAACCCGCGGUUUGCGGUCAAGAAGCAAGUAAACCUCAUCAGUUCCAGGUCGGUGGUGCAUGUGACCCCGUGUUCCUCCCGCGCCAAGUCCUGCCUCGCCUACGAGGUCGAGGGCUCCUACUCGCGGCGAUGCUGCGCCGUCUACGACGACGGGCGGCGGCAGCUGGCGCAGAUCAAGCGAAAGGAGCCGGUCGGCGGUGUCGCCUUCGGCGCCGACGUGUUCCGCCUCAUCGUCGAGCCGGGGUUCGACGCCACCCUCGCAAUGGCCAUCGUCAUACUGCUCGACCAAAUGUUCGGGUCUCGUGGAUCGCUUCUGAGAGUCUGAGUCUCUUCUGCUGUGUCUUCUUCUAUGGCUUGUGUGCAUGUAGUGGUCCGUAGAAUGGCUGUAAAAAGGAUAGCAAAUCAUGUAAAAGAAGAAAAGGGAAGGAGAGAUGAGAGGGUAAGGAAACAAAACUCUCUUUUUUGAUGCUUCGUUUGGCAGAUGUUGUCCAAGGUAGCAGUUUGAGUGAGAGACUGUUUUAAUCAUUUCAACCUGUCGUAGUGUGAUGAAAUGAUGGAUUUGCUUCC